GGCGAGGCGGCGGGCUCGGUGGCGGCGUGGCCGGCGCGGCCGUCCGGCCUCCCGAUGUCGCGCGCGGGCGCCGAGUACUCGCUGCGCAGCCUGGGCGGCGCCAUGGGCGAGGCGGGCGAGCGCAGCCUGCUGGCGGGGCCCGCGCUGGAGCGCGCGGCGCGGCGGCGCUUCCAGCAGGGCGAGACCCCCGGCGUGGUGUACGCGGCGGCCGCCUGCUCGGCGCUCGGCGGCUUCCUGCUGGGCUACGACACGGGCGUGGUGUCGGGCGCGCUGCUGCCGCUGCGCCGCCGCCUGCGCCUGUCGCCGCUCUGGCAGGAGCUGCUGGUGUCCGGCGCGGCGGGCGCGGCCGCGGGCUCGGCGCUGGCCGGCGGCGCCCUCAACGGCGCGCUGGGCCGCCGCGCCGCCGUGCUGCUGGCCAGCGCGCUCUGCGCGGCCGGCUCGGCGCUGCUGGCCGCGGCCGGCGACAAGGAGACGCUGCUGGCCGGACGCCUGGUCGUGGGGCUGGGCAUCGGUAUCGCCUCCAUGACGGUGCCCGUGUACAUCGCCGAGGUCUCCCCGCCCAACCUGCGCGGUCGCUUCGUCACCGUCAACACCCUGUUCAUCACGGGCGGGCAGUUCUUCGCCAGCGUGGUGGACGGCGCCUUCAGCUCUCUCCCCGACAACGGCUGGAGGUACAUGUUGGGGCUUGCAGCCAUUCCUGCUGUGAUACAGUUCUUUGGCUUCCUCUUUUUACCUGAAAGUCCUCGGUGGCUCAUUCAGAAAGGACAGACUCAAAAGGCCCGCCGGAUUCUGUCUCAGAUGCGUGGAAAUCAGACCAUAGAUGAGGAAUAUGACAGCAUCAAAAACAACAUUGAAGAGGAGGAGAAGGAGGUCGGCUCAGCUGGACCUGUGAUCUGCAGAAUGCUGAGUUACCCCCCAACUCGCCGGGCUUUGAUUGUGGGGUGUGGCCUGCAAAUGUUCCAGCAGCUCUCGGGCAUUAACACCAUCAUGUACUACAGCGCCACCAUCCUGCAGAUGUCCGGCGUCGGGGACGACAGACUCGCCAUCUGGCUGGCCUCCGUCACUGCCCUCACCAACUUCCUCUUCACGCUGCUGGGCGUCUGGCUGGUGGAGCGGCUGGGCCGCAGGAAGCUGACCUUUGGGAGCCUGGCAGGGACCACCGUAGCUCUCGUCGUCCUGGCUCUGGGGUUUCUGCUGUCGGCCCAGGUGUCUCCACACAUCACUCUCCAGCCGGGGGCUCCCUCGGGCCAGAACACUACUUGUACGAGAUACAGUUUCUGUGACGAGUGCAUGCUGGACCCCGAGUGUGGCUUCUGCUACAAGAUGAACAGAUCCACCAUCACUGAGUCGUCCUGCGACCCCAUUAACAAGGCGUCCAUGAGCGAGGCAGCCUGGGGCCGGUGUGCAAAUGAAACCAAGUUCAAAACAGAAGAUGUAUUUUGGGCUUACAAUUUCUGCCCCACCCCUUACUCCUGGACUGCUCUCGUGGGCCUCAUUUUAUAUCUUGUUUUCUUCGCACCUGGAAUGGGACCAAUGCCUUGGACUGUGAAUUCUGAAAUCUACCCCCUCUGGGCAAGAAGCACAGGAAAUGCAUGUUCAUCUGGAGUGAACUGGAUUUUUAACGUCCUGGUUUCGCUGACGUUUUUACACACAGCAGAAUACCUGACAUACUACGGCGCCUUCUUCCUUUACGCUGGGUUUGCUGCUCUGGGACUCCUCUUCGUCUACGGCUGUCUUCCAGAGACCAAAGGGAAGAAGUUAGAGGAAAUUGAAUCUCUCUUUGACCACAGGCUUUGUACAUGUGGUGCUUCGGAUUCCGAAGAAGGGAGGUACAUUGAAUACAUCCGGGUGAAGGGGAGUAACUACCAUCUUUCUGACAACGAUGCUUCUGACGUGGAGUAGCUGUCCCUGUGCCGUCCUUCACUGUCAGAGGGGCCUGGGGUAAGAGCAGCAAAUGUGGCCUCACUGCCCUGCUUCUCAUCCGGCUCUUUCCAACCCGCCGGAGUGACUUCAGGAGGAGACAACUGCCCACACAGAAGACACAGAAAUAAUAUCUGCAAAGACUUCAAACUACAUAAUCUAGAACAAAUGUGUGAUUCCUUCCUGAGUUCAGUGAGUAUCAUAUCCAGUGACUUCAGUGAUACCCCAUGUCUCUCUCAGUGCCCAGUCAGUGCUGAUCUAAGUCCUGUACGGUGUGGCGCGGAGUGCGUCACGUCACGCUCACCUCCUGACCCUGCGGUUCCCUGAGGACAGUAGCUGGGCUGUGACCAGCUGUGAGAAGUGCCAUUCCACCUGUCAUCAGCAGAUCCCGAGCACCUUUUAUAAGGGUACCAUCGUCCGUUUCUCCUUUGACUUACACAUUUGGGUUUCUUUCUCCAGUUCAGAUCUGAGUGUUCUUCAGAAACUUCAUGGACUCUUUCGAACACUGUAAAAAGCAGGUAUUUGAAGGAUUAUUUUCUUACAUAUUUUUUGCAUCAGUGAUAAGUGUACAUUUGCACAGAGAAGCUUAGCAAGCUACAGCAAGUAUUUUUAUUGCUAGAUUUUUAUGGAUUUCUGAUUGAAGUGAUCACAUAAUUGUAAACACAAAAUAGUGCCAGAUCUUUACCUGUACUUCAGGGUCAGUGUGUGUCCAUGCCCAAAUCAGCGACGGUCAGCAUGCCUUCAUCCGUGACUCUAGAGUCCUACUCUCUGUGCCUUCGCUGUGUUACAGGAAUAGCAUCAAGCAGUCCUGUAGUUCUCUUCUUUUAGCUGUAUUCAUGGAAGUAAAAAGCAAGAAGUAAACCUGAUAUUACUGAUCUUCAGUCAGAUAGUGGGGCUUCCUUCUUAGCUUUUUUCAUGCUCAUCCUAAAAGAAUCAUCACAUUUAUGAUUUAGUAGUACUGGUUUUUAUUUUGUUCACUCUCACUUUCCCGAACAAAAUGGGAGCGGGGGUCAAAGUUCACAAAUAUGUUGGUCUGUUUCUUUCUCAUAUACUUGAUUUGGAUUAUUAUCAAUAUUGAGAUUUUUUUGUUGAAGCCAAUAAUUCUUACGUAGCACAUCUCAUAAAAUGCCAACUUCCCCACCAUUCUACAAAGUAAUGCUCAUUCAUCAGUGAACCCUCAUUUCUGCUCUUACAUUAGAAAUUGCAUAAUAUGUGUAAAAAUUCCAUAAAGCUUAUGUCAGUUACAGUGGAAAUACAAAUGAGUUUUCUGUGGUAGGUUAGAAAUGCCUGUUUGGUGCAUUUAACAUGGGGUCAGGGAGCUAAUGAGGUACUCCUUGGAAUUAAAAGGUGGGUCUCUCUACAUUCAACAUUUCUGCCUGUGUUCAAGAUGUCUUGUUUCACUUUGGGGGAGCAGGUGGGGGAAGAGAGAACCACAUUUGGCUGUGCUCAGAGUUUACCCAGCCUUGUGCUCAGGAAUCAUUCCUGGGAUUGUUCACGGGACGACAGGUGGUGCUUGAGCUAGAACCCAGCUUGCCUGUGUGCAAGGCAAGUGCCCUGCCUGCUGUACUAUCUCUCCAGCCCUUGUUUUUAAAUCUGGCUUGUUCCUUUCAUAGUAAUCAAAGCUGAGAAUACUACUAAGGAAGUUCAUUCUCUUAACCUGUGCUGGGGUGUAUUAUGUGCUUAAAUGGGCAAUUAACUGGCCAAAAAAAAAAUCCUUUAACAACCAAAAAAAAUUUUCUCCUUUUAAUCAUUUAAUAGAGUAGGGGCUGGAGAGAUGGUGUGGGGGCCCAAUGCUUGCCUUGAAUGCUGCCCUUCCCAGCAGACCCCAGCACUACAUUUGUUACCCCGAUACUACGAGGAGUUAUUCCGUAGAACAGCCAGGAAUAUUCCCUCAGCACAUCUGGGUGGAGCCCAAAUAAUUAUUUCAUAUAAUAAAUUCAUUAUUUUUAAUAUUUUAUUUCUUGAAUUAGCUGCUUUAAUGAUUCCCAAGGGAAUCCCUAGAAAAGAUGUGAUUUAAUAAUGAUUAUUUCCUUGAUACUUGUACUCCACAAAAAAAUUUUUAACUCUGCAAUAGGUAAAAGGCAAAAAAUAACUGUAAUGGAGGAAAAUCAAAACAUGAUGAGGGGAACUAUUCUAGUUCAGUAUCAUCUUCAAAGAUCCUCUUCAAAGAUGCUUUUCCAUUCACCCAGACGGCUGCCUCAGUUCUGUUUAUUAUAUAUACAGCCUUAACUUUACACUUGCUUAUAUGACCAGCUAGGCUGGAUGCACAGGAACUUGACUAUUUCCUAAAUCAGGACAUGGCUAAUGUAGCAAAGGGUAUUUUUAACUUUAUAUCCACAGAUACACAUGAUUCCAGGGAAAAUUAACCAGUUUCUCCUCCCUGAGUCUCCUUGAUCUUGAUCUUUCUUUAAAGAACUAUUUGUUACUUAAUAAGAAAGAUAAUAUUCCAUAUAUCUUUGAAGUAUGACAGAGCACAAUGUAACAUAAUUUUUAGUAAAAAUCAAAUUACUACUUGAAGAAAAGGAACCUAAUAAAAUUGGGUGUUAUUUUUAGGUAAAAGUAUUUAUAGAAUAUUAGAAGCUCCAUGUCAUAGUUUUUCAGUUUCCAAAUGCCACACACCUUUUAGGGUCACAGCACCUCUGGUUACUGUUUCAGUGUGAAAAUAACCCCAUCAUCUGUGUAGUGGGUAGAACAAUUGAUAUAUGUAUUUGACCUUUAUCUUGAAAUCCAUUAGACCUGAUGCUUUUAACUGAAAUUGUGUGUUUCUUUCCACGUACGCUCCCCAUGCGCUGAGUGUCCCUGUUCAGGGCAGUGCUGGGGAGGGAGGGUCCAGGCCCUGGCACUCGGCUGGCUGGACCACCCGGCCAGACUCACAGGAGUCCAGUGUCUCGCCCGCAGCCCGAGCACACACGGCAAGAUGGAUUGCCAAAGGGUUUUAAAGAUGAAAUACUAAUUUGACUUUACAUUUAAUUCUCCUACCUUCAUCACUGAUUACCCACAGUGUGAUUUUUAGUGUACACAUGGACGACAUAAGUCAGUCUAGGUUCCAUUCCCUAGGGGUUCCUCCCCAGAGGUGUUUCCUUGGAAAUUCUGUCCUGAGCCACAAGUAGAAACCGCUUCCUUGCUUGGAAAGUUCUAUGGGGGUACUUGCUAACCAACGGCUUUUUUAUAAUUUUUAAAAAUAUUUGUUUUGGGGGGGUCACACCUGGGGGUGCUCAAGGGUUACUCCUGGCUUUGCACUCAGGAAUUGGUCCUUGCAAUGUUUGGGGGAUCAUAUGAGAUGCCAAGGAUUGAACCUGGGUUGGCUGCGUGCAAGACAGAUGCCCUACCUCUGUACUGUCACUCCAGCCCUUCAUAAUUUUUUUUUAAUCACUAAACACAUUUCAGUAGAAAAAGAGUGAAAAUACUAGUUUAAAUUAUUGACUUUAAAAUAGGGUAUCCAUUAAAGCAGAUGACUUAAAUAUUCUUACUGUAAUUUCAAACAGAAUUUGUAUUAUCUGAAAGAAAAAUAGGAAAAUUUACAACUUUGUCCUUUUGCUUUCUAUUAGAAAGAAAAACUGAAUUAUUGUUAAUAAUACAUAGAUUCUGAAGGACGCCAUGCUAGAAAAAUACUGUCCCUAGGUUAUCUGAGAGAGUCGCCCAGAGCCAUAACAUUAGUGGACAGCACCUCUAGACAGCAGGUGGGCACUCACUGUGACUUGUCCUCAUCAGCAUAUCGGAUGAGUAAAUUUGGUGUUUUAUUAUAAUCUGGGUCCUGGUUGUAAGACCUAAAAUUAUGGGCAGGGUGAUAGUUCAGCAGGUUGGGCUCUAGCCUUGCACACAGCUGACCCAGUUCAAUCCCUGAGACCCCACGUGGUUCCCCAAACCCACCAGGAGAUUUCUGAGUUCAGAGCCAGGAGUAAGCCCUGAGCACUGCCAGGCGUAGCACCCCCAACCCCCCCACCUGCCAAGUCUAAGAUUAUGUAAAGAACUAACAACCUCCCUUCGUUUAUGUACAUUUUCAGUUACCUAAUUUAGACCUUUUUGCUUAAUGAAAUGUUAGCUGACAUACCAGGCCAGGAGCAGAAAAAAGGCUAUGUGCUUUGUAUCAAAAUGUAUUGCAUUGUAGGUACCCUACAAAGAAAACGUGUAGCUGCUCCCUCCAAAGGCCCAGAAUUAUUCUCUGAAAAUGUAAAAUUUUCAAAAUGUAUUUAACUGAAGAUAAACUGCAAAGAGAAGAUGUAGCUGUUUCCUUCAGAGGCCCCAGAAUUGUUCUCUGAAUUAACUUUAGUGGUCUGUUUUCUGUUACUUUCUGUUCAGUUUUCUUAGCCUCCUGUACAGUACUGUCCAGCUAAUUUGAUGAAUUGAUUUAGCUCUAUUGCCCUAUCUAUUAGCUGUCUAUUCAGAGUGAACUCUAUUGCUAUUUCCUGGAAACAGCACUCAUUUUUAAAUGUGAGACCAGCUACCUGCUACCAACUCUGUAGGGUCUCUCAUAAAGGAAAUGUUUUAAGUGCCAGUGUUCAUUACAUGUUUUCUAAGAGUGUUAACGACGUUCAGAAUGCAGCACAUAAGAUCACUUUAGCCUCUUUUUACUUUUUUAUAUAAAACAAUAUUCUCAUAAAUGUUCAUGUGUAUAAGAGUGUUAUACUUGAGUGAUUUGAUUUAAGGAAUAAUACAUACCCAUCUUUCAUGAGUGCUAUUUAGACAUCUUUAUUUCAGUGUAUGAAUAGAUUUGUCCUUUUUUAUUUUAAUUUAGAAAGAAAAAUAGACCAUGCCGCUUGCAAGUACCUAAAUUUUAUUUUUUAUUUAUUUAUUUUUGCUUUUUGGAUCACACCCAGCGAUGCACAAGGGUUACUCCUGGCUCAUGCACUCAGGAAUAACUCCUGGUGGUGCUCAGGGGACCAUAUAGGAUGCUGGGAAUCGAACCCGGGUCAACCACAUGCAAGGCAAACACCCUACCCACUGUGCUAUCGCUCCAGCCCCCAAGUACCUAAGUUUUAAAGUAAACAAUUUGUAGUCAUUUCAUUUGAAGAUUUUUAAAAAAUGAGAACAAAUGCUAACCCAAGUAGAGAAUUCUGUCUUUUGAACUAUAUCUUAAUUGAUGUCAUGAUACCUUUUAUUUAUAAUGUUCCAGUUUCUAUUUAGAACAAUGUACAUCUAGACUUUUUUAAGUUUUAUGCUUUAACUGUUAUUUCAAAAUGUGUAUUUUCAUUUCUGAUUGCAUGUUAUAUAUUAUAGUGUUUAAUAUUUCAUAUGUCAAAGUAUUUAUUACUAUAAUGACAAAUAGAAUAUCUCUUAAAUAUGAUUAUCCAUUUCUUCAAAAUUGUUCUAUCUUACAGCUGUAUCUAAAGCAUUAUAUAUUUUAUGGAGUGAUGUAUAUGUAAAUGUUUUUUAUUUUAUUGAAUUUUAGCCUUUACAUUAAAUAUAAAUCUUUUUUAAAAAAGUGUCAGUGCCAGAAUUGUAAGUGAAAAUAAUAAAAGUUGAAACAA
Sorex araneus (European shrew) is the source of this 7388-nucleotide messenger RNA. It is a transcript of the gene SLC2A13, whose product is annotated as solute carrier family 2 member 13. Gene Ontology annotation, biological process: transmembrane transport. Gene Ontology annotation, cellular component: membrane. The record is from RefSeq and is a predicted model, not a curated record. NCBI's taxonomy places the organism in Eukaryota, Metazoa, Chordata, Mammalia, Eulipotyphla, Soricidae. The coding region runs from base 55 to 1902 and encodes 615 amino acids. The transcript is spliced from 10 exons. Gene Ontology annotation, molecular function: myo-inositol:proton symporter activity.